Aureobasidium uvarum is the source of this 2178-nucleotide messenger RNA. Lineage: Eukaryota; Fungi; Ascomycota; Dothideomycetes; Dothideales; Saccotheciaceae. The record is from the annotation of a GenBank genome assembly.
AAGGCUGCCCAGGCCGACAAAGGCCGUGUCGAGGACGAGGUUGAAGAGCCGCUCCAGGCUGUGAUUCUCGCAGACUCAUUCGAGACUCGCUUCAGCCCUUUUACCCUUGAACGCCCUCGCCACAGUCUAAGAGCCGCAGNNUGUCUGCUUCCUCUGGCCAACACCCCUUUGAUCGAAUACACCUUCGAGUUUCUUGCAAAUGCUGGAGUUGACGAAGUCUUUGUCUACUGUGGCGCCCAUACCGACCAGGUCGAGGAGUACGUUCAGCAGUCAAAAUGGACCUCCAAGGUCUCUCCCUUCAACAAUGUCGAGAUAGUCCGCUCCUCGUCCAACUCGAUCGGUGACGCCAUGCGCGAUCUCGACGCGCGCGCUGUCCUUACUGGCGACUUCCUGAUUGUCUACGGCGAUGUAGUCAGUAACUUGCCUAUCGAAGCCGCUAUUGCCGCCCACCGUCAACGUCGCACCAAGGACAAGAACGCAAUCAUGACAAUGGUCCUUCGCGAAGCUGGCACUGCCCACCGCACCAAGAUGCAGCGUGUUUCGCCCGUUUUCGUACUCGACCCUACCAAGAACCGCUGUCUACACUACGAGCAAAUGCGACCCAACCAGCCCUCCCAUUUGGUUACCCUGGACCCGGACAUUCUAAAAGAGCAUGACGAACUUGAGAUCAGGGAGGAUUUGAUUGAUUGUGGUAUUGACAUUUGCACACCGGAUGUACUUGCGCUCUGGAGUGAUAACUUCGACUACGAGGCACCGAGAAAAGGAUUCCUCCACAGCGUGCUAAAGGAUUACGAACUGAACGGCAAGACCAUCCAUACUCACAUCGUCGACGAGCACUAUGCGGCCAGAGUUAAGAACCUGAGAGCCUACGAUGCCGUCACCAAGGACAUUUUGAGCAGAUGGGCAUACCCGAUCUGCCCCGACAGCAACCUGGUGCGCGAUCAGACUUACAGACUUACUAAAGGUAAUGUUUACCGAGAAGAAGGAGUCGUCCUAGCAAGGUCAUGUCAUAUUGGCCCAAGGACUGUUAUUGGUCGGGCGACAGCAAUCGGAGACGGAAGCGAAAUUUCCAACAGUGUGAUCGGCAGGAGGUGCAUCAUCGGCAGGAACGUCAAGAUCAGCGGCGCAUACAUUUGGGACGACGCUUCGAUUGGCGAUGGCACAGUAGUCAAGGACGCUAUCGUUGCAAACGAGGCUUCGGUUGGCAAGAAGUGCAACAUCAUGCCUGGUGCCUUGCUGUCGUACGGUGUUUACAUCUCUGACGGCACGACGAUCAAGUCGAGAAUCACAAAGGUGAAGCGUGAGUCGGGUUACGAAGGAGACGAAAUCGUGUGCGGAGAGACAAACAAGGAGGUUGUUGGCCAGAAAGGAGAGGGCUUCGAAUACGAAACCUCAGAAGACGAGGACGAAGACGACCAAGAGCACCACAGCCUGCACUCAGCAAGCAUCUACAACAUGCAGAACCAAUCGGCCGAAUCGAUCUCAACCCUUAACUCGGAAGACUACAGCGAGGAGUACGAAGACAGAGCGGAACGGAGCACAAGGUCGCAGAGUUUCGGCUCUAUUGGAUCUGUCGAUUCAGAGGACAGUAGAGCUGGUCGCGAGGCCGUCGACUUCCACCACGAUGCAGCAGCCAGUAUUUAUGACUCGUUGCAGAAGGGCGAUGAAGCUGCCAACAUCCAGCUCGAACUGACUGCACUUCGCAUGUCUGCCAAUGCAUCGCCGCAUAUGGUGCGUCGCGCAGUUGUGGCGGCCUUCAUGAAGCGCAUGGCUAGUCUGAUUGAAGAGGGUCUCACGCCAGCACAAGCGGCCAAGAAGACGAUACCGACGCAGCAGAUGCUGAUUGAGCGUACCAUGUUCGACCGUGGUGAGACCUACGAGGACAAGGUUGAUCAAGUGGACUUCUUGCUGCUCGUGCAGGCAGAUGUCUGCCACCGCCCAGAUGGCGAGAAGAUUAUGCUUCACGUCUGCAAUGAGCUGUACAUGGGCGAUGCUCUAGAGUUCGAAGGAGUCAUGCAGUGGUGGGCGGACGAGAAGAAUGAGGCUAGCGAUGAAUUGAAGCAGAUCAAGCUUGCCAUGGGCCAGUUUGUGGAUGCUAUCAAGGCUGCCGAGGAGAGUGAGGAAGAGAGCAGUGAAGAAGAGGAGACGGAGAGCGAGGAAGAGAGCGAGGACGAGUAG